GCCCCAAGCCGCGGACGACGGCUCGCUUGUUGCGCCGUGUGCACACGCAGCCUUUGCGGCGGCACACAGCUCGCAGCGCCAAGCCAAUUAUUGUAUUGAAGGAAAAACGCAUCAGACUGACUCAACUACCCUGCGAGGCAUGUUGUGUUAAAGAAACACCUAUGCAGGUGGAUUCUUCACUAAUGAAUGUAGGGGAUGGAGGCACGGUGAGCAGAGAAAUCAGUGCUCCAAAUAAGGUGUCCACGAGCAUGGUGGGAAAUCCUCCCCAAACGCUGCCCCUCGAGUUUCGAGGCGACGUUACCCUCGGUCAGCAAAACCAGACCGCUCCGACGACAGACUGUAAGACAGCGAGGGCCUGCCCGGACACCAGUAAUUACAACCUCGGCCCCGAGCUCCCUCCGCCCCGGCAGCUCGACAAUGAACCGAUGUCGAGCUCGGCCCCCGCCGGCGCCGAGAAGACGACAGACAAAAGAGCGGUAGAGGCCGCUAAAAUCAAGGACGACGGCACGGGGGCCUUCCCCGCUCCUCAGCGGUCGAGCGGCAUAAAAGCCAGCCGGGAGGACUCGGCCAAUCCCUGUCACAGCAAGAAAUCGCAGACGCAAACGCCAUCUGCUCCACCUGGUUUCCAGUGCUCCUUGUUCAAACCAGCCCAGCCAGUUGCCUUCCUGCCUUCCACCGAUUUCUCCUCCCCCCUUUGUAAAGUCACUCUGCCACCAGCAUUGGGGCAGAUCGCGGCUUUGAGAGAAGCCACUGCCAGCCAGUUUCCAAAAGACAUUCAAGCUCAAACCUCAGGUGUAGCAGGGACGCCCCUCAUGCGGACCUAUCACUAUCCCUUCUCCAUGGCCCGGAUUCCGGCUUCUGACAAAAAAGCCUCGAAACUUAAAGUCAACCAUUCGUCCAGCAAGAACGCCAAAUCUGUUGGGGAACAUAAGUCCCUGGCCUCGGCGGUGGCUUCGCCGGCCACGGCCCUGCCGCCGCAGCACCCGUCGCUGAACUCCGCGGCGCCCACCCGCUACACGUUGUCGCCCACUGCAGCCAUUUGUUGCGGAUCCGCACUAGCCACCAUCGCCUCUCAGAGUAGACUUCUAAACCAGGUGGAGAAGAGCCUCAGCUUAGACAAGAUUGCCACGGGCGCUCUGAAAACGGAGGAGCACAGAGUAGCAUGCUCGCUAGAGCCGAGGGACGUACCCCUGGAUUUGUCGGCCAAAUCCAAACGUCCAAAAUGCACAAGUGACCCUGCGGUUUCAACGAAGGAGCCUCAAAGCGGCGAGUCCAAUAAAAUGGACUUUGUGAACUCAAAGAGGACAUAUAGCGCAACUGGGCAGUAUCCCAUUUUACCCACUACCCACAGAAAUGGAUCCCAUCCAAAGCAAUCGAUCCGGCCGCAGAAUCACCACGUCUCUGAACUUAAGCCGGUAUGGAGCAAGGGGGCUUCACAGGAGCCCAUUAAAAAUAUCCCUGGAACAUACGUAGGCGUAGCGAGUCCCAUACUGGCCUCUACACUUCGCGGAAAAGAUGGAAAAGGGACUUUUGUGGAAGAGUUCCAGAGUUUUGCUAAGCAGGAGUUUAUAUCAAUAAUCGAUCAAGGAGAACAAGUAACCUCAGGAGGUAAGAAGCCCCCCUCGCUGAAGCAUGCUCACAACGUCAAGCAUGUUAAAAACACGAGCACAGCCAUCACCAAGAAGUGUCCUGCUAAAGGAGCCCUGAUGACGGCCCUCUCAAGCGACACAAACACGCACCUGAAGUCUGGCAAAGCGGCGGGUCCCUACUCGGCGUGGCAACAGUCCCCGCACCCUCCGCACCGAGCAUCUUCGGCUCAGAAAAAAAUCUCACCGGGUUCCCAAACGGCCAAAGGAGCUGUGGAAAGUUCCAAGUUCCAGAGUCCCUCCAUACCUGCGGAAGAUUCGAAGGCGAACCCGUCUGCGCUCUCUAGCCUCGCGUCCAUCGGGAAGCAGCAAGACUUGGAAACAUCCGCACCAGCGAGCGACGCGCUCGCUGCAGUGUCGAGAAAAGACAGUGUUAUGACUCUUCUCAAAGACACCCCGUCCAAGCAGGCCUCUCUAAAUGAAGGCCCGGCAAGCUGGUCCACGGAAAACUGGCCUGGAGCGUUGUCUCAAGGAGGUUUGACUCCAUCCAGGAAGAGGCCGGAAAGGUCGAAACCCACCGAGACCUCGGAGAAUAACGCAGCGAUACACAGUCAUCGGGUAGAACACAAGCACGGUUUUUCUAAGCCCUUUGGACAGUCUCAUAGCCUCAGAAGCAACGCAUCAACAAAUGGCAACAGGCUGGACAGCAAACUGGCUCAGGUGUUGGAGGGGGAGGUGCUGAAAAUAGAGUCAGAUGCUCCUCCGGAUGAAAACCUGGGAGGUUUAGUUGCCUCUAUUCUGUCACGCCGGUCCCCGGGUCGAGGCGACGAGAAGAAAACAAACGGAACCAAAGAAGAGUCGCCAACCAAAGCUGUUAAACAGAAGAAAGUUAGUCCUAAGAAGCCCACAAAGGAGAGGUCACCAGUGGAGUCGGCAAGGAAGACGACCGGCGAGAAGGAGAAAGACGUUACACCGACCAAAGUGUCUUCCCAAAAGAAGCAGAAGAGACAAAAAACAUCGGAGUUGGAGCAACGACUUUCCUUUCAGAGUCAAGAGCAGACUUGGAAGGACGAGGAACACCUCGACAAAACAGAUGGCGGCGGCAGUCCCGAGGGUGAAGAGACUCGUGCCUUGAAGUCCGCAGCGGCCGCUAAGGAGGCCGCCGUUAAAGAGGCCUCCUUCCCGAGGUUGAGGAGAGGACGGCGGCGCGCAGACGAGGCCAGACAGGACCUUUGGGGCUUCGCGACGCCUUCCCCCCCUCCGCCGCCGCCGCCGCCGCCGCCGCCCCCUCAAAUGGCCCCUUGCCCCUCACUCCCGCGGACGCCGGCCCGCCGUCCGAGAGGGAGGCCUCGCUCCGACCGCUCGUCGAAGCGGGACGUCCGGAACAAGGACAAGGCGGGCGACCCGGAGGACGACGCCCCGGCGCAUAAAAGACGGCAGCAGUGCCGUAACAGAAAGUACCAGAUGGGGGAGUACGUCACCGAGACGGGCAAACCGGAAGAAGGCGAGCACCUUGAUGAGUCGGACAGUGGAAUCACAGCGGAUGCACAGACGGCUCAGUGUCCGAGUCCUGCCGCUCCCAGUCCGGAGCCGGCACCUCGGAGACCCUCCUUCACGCGCUCGGGAUCGGUUCGUUACCAGGCCAGCGACGUAUCGCUGGAGUCCGACGACAAGCCUUCUGGGAAGCGGAAGUUCAAAAGCAAACAUUUGUGUGACAGUGAGGAGCAAAAGACAAAGACCAAGCGCAGCAGCUUGGGCAAACGCGGCGCCGCCGCAGCUCUGGAUGAGGACGCGACCACGGAGAACAGCGGCCCCCCGCCCCCUGCCAAGAGCCUGCCGUCGUCGUUGUCCGGCAAAAUGAGCUCGUCAGGGAAAAACGGGAGCCCGGAGUCUCCCCCCAAACGGCCGAUCCCUCCCGAGGUGCGGCGGCUGAUUGUCAAUAAAAAUGCUGGGGAGACGUUGCUGCAACGUGCCGCCCGUUUGGGCUAUCAGGAAGUGGUGCAGUACUGUCUCGAAAAGGACAUCAGGGAGGUGAAUCGGCGAGACAACGCGGGCUACACGGCCCUCCACGAGGCGUCCUCCCGAGGCUGGACUCAGAUUGUCCAGAUGUUGCUGAAACACGGCGCCGAUGUGAACUGCAGCGCUCAAGAUGGAACACGGCCGCUUCAUGACGCGGUGGCUAGCGACAACCUGCCCAUCGUGUGGCUGCUCCUCAACCACGGCGCAGACCCGACGCUGGCCACCUACUCCGGGCACACGCCGGUCAAACUGGCGCACAGUGACACCAUGAAGUCCUUCCUAACAGAGUAUUUCAUCGACCUGGAAGGGCGCGGCGAGCAGGAUCCCACCUUGCACUGGGACUUCUACAGCAGCUCCUUGUUUGAGACGGGCGAGGAGCCCUGCUGGGACUAUCUGCUGUCGCAGCAGAACCAGGAGUCUGCCGAGGGCGAGUGCGGGAACGCCGACAGGGAAUGCGACAAAGACGCGCUGGUGUUCGAGUUCUCCUCGGAGCCUCUCCUGCCCUGCUACCACCUGCAGGUGUCCGUAACGCAGGGCUUUUGCAACUGGUUCCUGCUGUCGGACGUGCUGAAGCGUCUGAAGACGUCUGCGCGCAUCUUCCGUGCCCGCCACCCUCACUUGGAGGUGGCCGGCUUGUCUCGUAUCGAGCUCGGCCGGCAGGUUCUCAUCAGUCAGGUGGGCUCCCCUCUGGAUUCCGCCAGCAAGGACAAAGUUGAGGACGACGAGGCGGAGGAGGAGGGCGAAGAGGACGAGGAAGAGGGGCUGGUGCAUUUGGUGCGCUGCGUUCCCGAGCUCCAGAGACUGCUGGGCUCCUCCAUUCACAUCCUGGAAGACGACGACGACGAAGAGGAGGACGACGAGGAGGAGAAGCCGCGCGGUCGGUAGCCCAGCGCGUGACGAACUCGAACAUCUCCGUCCGAUCUCUCACGUUUCAGGUUCCUCCCCCGACUUGUGCCCAGGCAAGUCCGGGCCGUCCCCUGAGACGAAACCACCGCACAAUAGUCAAACAUUGGAACCCGCAGCCCUCCUUUUUCCAAACGCCUUUACUCCACCCUCCUCUUCCUCAACAUGUUUGUGGUGGAUGGACCUCAGAGCUGCAAUGACACAGACCCUCCUUCACUGAAUCUUUUUUUUGUUUGUUUCGGACACGUGCGGCUGUGUUCUUUGUGUCUCUGGACAGCUCAAUUUGUUGUGCUUUAUUUAAUGUUCCUUAAUAUAUUUGACCUCUUGUCUAUGUAUGAUAGUUGCUUUGUAUGGUCGGUGCUUCAUGUACUUAUUAGGAUCCCUUUAUUUGCCCCGAACCCGGUUUGAAAACAGUAUUUGAGAGCAAGCGAAAGUACAGUUUUAUUGUACUGGUGCUAUAAUAGAUUUUUUUUUUUUUUUUUUGUGUUGACAAUCAAUGAAGUUUUGGUUUGGAAUCACAAACUUAAUAAAAAUGAAAAAAGAUAUUUAAGAGCCGUUUAGAAAGUGGAGUUGAUUUUAAGAAGAAAAGAAAAAAAAACAAGAGCGAGGAGUGCGUCAGUGUUGCAAGAGACUUUUGUUUGAUUCUUUUAUAAGAAAUCAAGAAUAAAGCAUGAUUGUAAAUCAUA
Molecule: messenger RNA, 5194 nt
Organism: Phyllopteryx taeniolatus (common seadragon)
Lineage: Eukaryota; Metazoa; Chordata; Actinopteri; Syngnathiformes; Syngnathidae
Gene: bcorl1
Product: BCL6 corepressor-like 1
Biological process (GO): negative regulation of transcription by RNA polymerase II
Cellular component (GO): nucleus
Molecular function (GO): protein binding; transcription corepressor activity
Source: RefSeq, a predicted model, not a curated record